UUGACGAGUAGUGCUGGAGAGGAUGUUAUUCUUGCAAUGAACACCUUUAUUAAGCGACUUUUAGCUGUUGCAGAUCUGGAACAAAUGAAGACAAGCAUAACAGAGACCAGUGCAGCAGAACUUGCCAAACUGCUUUAUUGGCUAAUGGUGGUUGGAUACAGCAUUCGCAACAUUGAAGUUCGAUUUGAUAUGGAAAGAGUGCUUGGUACACCAUCAAAGCUUGCAGAGUUACCUCCCGGAGAAAACAUUUAAUCACUUGCAUGCAUGGAAGUACCAAAAAUAUACGUUAUGACAUUGGUAGAGCACAAUAAUCUACUGCUGGAUUGAUUAUGCGAUGAAGCUGGCGGACAUUUUUGUUCUCAUCCAUGAAAGCAGCAAAAGGCUAAUUGCAGAACUAAACUACCAGAAAGUGCAAUUGAGGCGAUAGCGAAAGGAUUGAAAACCCAAAUGUACAAUGUCCUCUCGAUUGGCUGGAGCUCCAAGAAAUUGAUAGAAGCUGUGACUUCAACAAAUUUUCAUUUUUAACUUGCACUUAUGAAAUCUCCAUGUGGAUACAUGACCAUCGGGGACAUGUCUGCUCUUUGACAUUAUAUAUUGUUUUUUUUAAUUAUUAUUAUUGGAUUACUAUUUGUGAAUUGACAGAAAAAAAGGUGGCAGAUGGAUGAGGCAACUUUCCCCAUUACAAUGUCGCGGCGUAGACAAGAAACGACGAUCUUCCCAAGUUUGAAUGUUUUUUAUUUUUUAUUAUUAUUUUUUUUAAAAGGCCCUUAAUUGUCUUGUAAUGAGCUGUUAGCCUCGAGAAUGAGUGUUUUAACUAGACAAAAUAUAUAAAUUGGAAUGGAGAAUAUAACAAGAACCGUCUCAUGUUUUUAGGUUAUCCUGUUCCUAGUUAUCGACGUAGUGCUCCAAUGUACUUGCUUUUAGGUUUUAAAUAGCAGCCAUGAACGCAUGAUAAGCUUAGUGUACUUGAAAGAUGGAGAUUGAAGUCUUUUCCAGAGAAAGUAUCAAACCACCUUCUCUGACCCCUAGUCACUUGAGAACUUACAAGCUUUCUCUUCUAGACCAGCUUAUGCCUUCUGCACACGUUCCCAUCAUCUUUUUUUAUAGGCCAAUCGAUCAACCUGUCAUUCCUGCAAGAUUACAACGGCUAAAACACUCUCUAUCACAAGCCUUAACUUCUUUUUACCCAUUUGCCGGAAAAAUCAAGGAUGACCUUUACAUAGAUUGCAACGACGACGGUGUUUCUUACACUGAGGCCAAGGUCAGCAGUUUUCUGUCAGACAUUCUUGGACAUCCUGAUACCAAAACAAUAUUUAAGUUACUUCCUGAUGAUUCCUACUUGUUGGAAACAUAUAACGAAGGAAAUGGAAUUCCUGUGGCAAUGAUUCAAGUCAAUGUUUUUAAGUGCGGUGGGAUUGCUAUUGGGACAAAAACGUCACACAAGAUCAUAGAUGGUCCAACGUCAACUUCCUUCCUCAAAGCCUGGGCAGCCAUUGCUCGCGGUUCAGGUGAACUAGUUGUGCAGCCUAGUUUCACUGCACCUUCUUUAUUCCCACAAAAUCAUUCUCUGCCAAAAGAUACAUUAUUGGCUGUAUGGCCUUCAUUGGUAAAGUUUGGCAAAGGUGUUAUGAAAAGAUUUGUGUUUGAUUCUUCUGCCAUAGCCACUCUUAAGGCUAGAGCUUCCAGUUCUUCAUUUGUACAACGGCCAACUAGAGUAGAAGCUGUCUCUGCUUUCAUUUGGCAAUGCACAAUGGUUGCUUCUGAAAAAAGAAAUGGCUCGUAUAAACCCUCUGUUUUGUCUCAUACAGUGAACCUGAGAGGAAAGAAGACAGUCCAUUUGCCUGAAAGUUCAGUUGGGAAUCUUCUUUGGAUGUCGAUCGCAAAAUGUUGCACAGAGGCAGAGAGAGAAUUGCAUGUUCUUGUGGGCCUUCUAAGAGAAUCCAUUUUAAAAAUUGAUAGUAAUUUUGUUCAAAAACUAAGUGGUGAAGAAGGGUUUUAUAAGGUUUGUGAGUGUCUGCAAGAAUUCAGUGAAGUGUAUUCUAAUGCAGGAGCUGAUUACUUGACAUUUAGCAGCUUAUGCAAGGUUGGAAUUUAUGAAACUGAUUUUGGGUGGGGAAAGCCUAUUUGGGUGAGCCCUGGUGGAGUUAUUGGACCAGUGUUUCAAAAUCUGGUGUUCUUGAAUGAAACAAGUGGUGGUGAUGGAAUUGAAGUUUGGUUGACCUUAGAUGAACAAGAUAUGGCUAUUUUAGAACUUGAAACACAUAUACUCUCAUUUUCUUCCUUGGACCCAAGUCCCCUUCAAUUAUGUAAUUAGUUCAUCUUUAAUCUGCAUUUUAUUCAAGAAUAAUUAAGAUUUGGAAAAAUA
Jatropha curcas is the source of this 2365-nucleotide messenger RNA. NCBI's taxonomy places the organism in Eukaryota, Viridiplantae, Streptophyta, Magnoliopsida, Malpighiales, Euphorbiaceae. The record is from RefSeq and is a predicted model, not a curated record.